AUGGGAAUCAGGGCAAUAAAUCCCAAUCUUUAUCAGUUGCUCCACCAGACAGGGCUGCACCUAGAGGAGCUACUUCUGUUACUGGCGGAGGGGAAAACUGCCUUUAUGCGAUCACUAGUCGUCAAGAUCAAUAGUACUCUCCUGAUGUUGUCACUGAGUCUUCUCUAUAUACAAAACAUUCUUUUAGUUUUUUCAAAUGGCAAAGAAAAAAAUGACGAUGUGACGGCGACGGCGGUGGCUGUACCACCAAACGAGGUGCGGUAUAAAGGUGUGAGAAAGAGGCCAUGGGGGACAUAUGGAGCUGAGAUUACAAACCCCAUCAAGAAGGUACGAGUCUGGCUUGGUACUUUGAAAACAGAGGAAGAAGCUGCAAGGGCCUUUGAUACGGCGGCCAGGAUGUAUCACGGCCCUAAAGCCAAACUUAAUUUCCCUCCGAUAAAUGAGGAUAACCUCGAAAAUGCUAAUAAUAUAGAAACUUAA
Molecule: messenger RNA, 480 nt
Organism: Solanum tuberosum (potato)
Lineage: Eukaryota; Viridiplantae; Streptophyta; Magnoliopsida; Solanales; Solanaceae
Product: ethylene-responsive transcription factor 4-like
Exons: 2
Coding region: 1-480 (159 amino acids)
Biological process (GO): regulation of DNA-templated transcription
Molecular function (GO): DNA-binding transcription factor activity; DNA binding
Source: RefSeq, a predicted model, not a curated record